AUGCCAGAGAAAUCCGGUAAAGAAGUAAGAUAUAGAAACAAUUUACAGAAGAGGAAGAAGCAGAGAGUCAUUUUACGACUAAAGCCGUUAUCUUGUUCACAGCAUGAUUUGGAUUCUAAAGCAGAAGCUCCUACUUUAGAGUCGAAAAAAACAAUUGACGGCACUUCAUAUGGAACAACAGAGGAGGUUCCGUACGAUAAACGGGGAUUUAAGUACACACCAUGUCGUCCAAAUCCAUAUUUUCACUCAACAAAAUAUUCUACGACAGAUCUUCCUCCCUACAAAGCAAGAUUAUCAUAUUUCGAUCGAUCACAAGACACGCUGCUGAAUAAAAACAUGGAUGAAGCUACGGUAGAACAUGGAUGGAGAAGCUGUAGAACAAAUAUAGGAUUCAGAGAGGGCAAGUGGUAUGUGGAGUACAAAUUAUUGAAGUCAAACGAUGGUAAAAGCAACGUUCGUUUUGGUAUAGCACGUAAAGAAGCCAGCGUUGAAGCACCAGUGGGAUAUGAUGGAUAUGGCUAUGGAUUUCGGGACAAAGGAGGUGAAAAGGUUCACUUAAGCAAGCCAAUCAAAUUUCUACAGGGUGGGGAGGAGUUCCACUCAGGUGAUGUUAUUGGGCUUCUUGUGGAAUUACCAGAUAUGAAAACACAAAUGGAAAUAGCAAAACGUCAAAUCAGAGAUAGAACAACUACAGAUCCAGAGGAGGAGGAAAAGUUGGAGGAGCAGAAUAUAGCUGAGAAAGAGAAGAAAAACAAUGAGAAUCUCGACGAGCCAGAUUUCACCCAGGUUGGUGUAAUUAGAGAUGCCGUUCCGAUUAAGUACAGAAACAAACUUUUCUUUGAACAGUAUGAGUAUACAUAUUCAAUGCCGAUGGAUCACCUUCUGUAUCCUGUGACGGUGUUUGGCGAGAAGGCUGUGCGGGAUAAGAAGAAGUUCAAGCCGGCAAAGCUUCCAAAUUCGAGAAUAACACUAUACAAGAACGGAGAAAAGAAAGGUGUGGCAUUUGAAGGACUUUUUGCAUUUCUACCGCCAUGCUCUGAACAAGAGCAACUCAACAUCAAUCUUCACAGAGAGUACAACAAGUUCUAUGUGGGAAGAGAUGAUGGCUCGUUGGGGUAUUAUCCUAUGGUAAGCUGCUUCGAUGGUGGUAGAGUCAGGAUCAAUACUUCCGGUGUAUUAGAAUGUGUGCCGGAAGACUUAAAACAGGAUCUUAACGGUGGCAGCAUUCAACUAUUCAGCAGCAGGUACAAUGGUGUUAUAGUUGAGGGCUACACAUACGAUCUCGUGGACGAGACUGUAAACAGAUACCUCGAUCGGAUGGAAAGUAUACUUAAAGCAAAUUCAUAG
This is a messenger RNA of Brettanomyces bruxellensis, 1347 nucleotides long. RefSeq lists its product as uncharacterized. Lineage: Eukaryota; Fungi; Ascomycota; Pichiomycetes; Pichiales; Pichiaceae. The transcript has a single exon. Gene Ontology annotation, molecular function: transcription cis-regulatory region binding; protein binding. Gene Ontology annotation, cellular component: Set1C/COMPASS complex. The record is from RefSeq and is a predicted model, not a curated record. Bases 1 to 1347 code for a protein of 448 amino acids.